Molecule: messenger RNA, 1311 nt
Organism: Lipotes vexillifer (Yangtze River dolphin)
Lineage: Eukaryota; Metazoa; Chordata; Mammalia; Artiodactyla; Lipotidae
Gene: CPA5
Product: carboxypeptidase A5
Exons: 11
Biological process (GO): proteolysis
Molecular function (GO): zinc ion binding; metallocarboxypeptidase activity
Source: RefSeq, a predicted model, not a curated record
AUGCAGGGCUUCCCCAGAGGAAGUGUGGGCCGAGGGCUGUCCCCUGUGGACAGGCAGAUGCUCCUGGUCUGCAGCUUUGUCCUGGCAGCAGCUUUGGGCCAAGUGAAUUUCACAGGUGACCAGGUUCUUCGAGUCCUGGCUAAAAAUGAGAAGCAACUUUCACUUCUCAGGGAUCUGGAGGGCCUGAAGCCCCAGAAGGUGGGCUUCUGGCGUGGCCCAGCCAGGCCCAGCCUUCCUGUGGAUAUGAGGGUUCCUUUCUCUGAACUGAAGGACAUCAAAGCUUACCUGGAGUCUCAUAGCCUUGCUUACAGCAUCAUGAUAAAGGACAUCCAGGUGCUGCUGGACGAGGAGAGAGAAGCCAUGGCGAAAUCCCGCCGGCUGGAGCGCAGCACCAGUAGCCUCAGUUACUCCUUGUAUCACACCCUGGAGGAGAUAUAUACCUGGAUCGACAACUUUGUAACUGAUCAUUCAGAUAUUCUCUCAAAAAUUCAGAUUGGCCACAGCUUUGAAAAUCGGCCCAUUCUUGUUCUGAAGUUCAGCAGUAGAGGUUCGCAGCGCCCAGCCAUCUGGAUUGACACUGGAAUCCACUCCCGGGAGUGGAUCACCCAUGCCACUGGCAUCUGGACUGCCAGGAAGAUUGUCAAUGAAUAUGGCAAAGACCGCAUCGUGACAGACGUACUGAAUGCCAUGGACAUCUUUAUGGAGAUUGUCUCCAAUCCUGACGGGUUGGCUUAUACCCACAGCAUGAACCGCUUGUGGUGGAAGAACAAGUCCAGCAGACCCUGAAUCUUCUGCAUUGGUGUGGAUCUUAACAGGAACUGGAAGUCAGGCUUUGGAGGAAAUGGUUCUAACAACAACCCCUGCUCAGAGACUUAUCAUGGGCCCUCCCCUCAGUCAGAGCCAGAAGUGGCUGCCAUUGUGGACUUCAUCACGUCCCACGGGAACAUCAAGGCUCUGAUCUCCAUCCACAGCUACUCUCAGAUGCUCAUGUACCCCUAUGGCCACUCUCUGGAGCCUGUUUCAAACCAGGAAGAGUUGUACAGUCUUGCCAAGGAUGCAGUGCAGGCCCUGUAUGAGGUUCAUGGGAUCGAGUACAUUUAUGGCAGCAUCAGCACCACCCUCUAUGUGGCCAGUGGUAUCACUGUCGACUGGGCCUAUGACAGUGGCAUCAGGUACUCCUUCACCUUCGAGCUCCGUGACACGGGGCCCUAUGGCUUCCUGCUGCCAGCCACACAGAUUAUCCCCACAGCCCAGGAGACGUGGAUGGCCAUUCGGACCAUCAUGGAGCACACGCUUAAUCACCCCUACUGA